AUGCCUCCCUUUGGGAGGCGACGCCUCUCCUCGCGCAGGCGCUGGUCACAGGUUGGCAUCCUCAUCCUCAUCAUCUCGACAGUAUGGUACAUGGCUCAACCGCCUGAUUCCCCCAUCGUCUUGGCCGUCUCGUUCAAUGUGUCACGACUCAGAAGCGCAUUGGCCCACGGUGAUCGCGAUGCAUGGCUCCGCAAACCGGGUAGCUAUCCCGUUCAUCUACCGAGCGAGGUCGGGUGUCUGAUCAAGACGGGCUACGGGACGAGGGACCGCGUUGGAGAGCAGUUGGCAGCUUUGGGCGUCAAGGGGGGAGUGUUGGGCGAUGAGGGAAGAGAUUUCCUAGUCGUCGGGGACUGGACGAACGGCAAUGGGUCGUCUGGACCGCAGCGCGGGUGGCAAGUGCAUGACGCAGUGAGGUUGGUCAUGGAAUCGGAAGUGGGGAGGAGAUAUUCUCAGCAUCCACGUCUUCAAAAGUACAGAAGCCUGCAAGGCGCCGUAGAGGCAGGGGAUACCGACAAGGCGGAAAAGUUGGGCAAAACCUUUGGCUGGGAGUUGGAUGCUCUCAAGUUCAUCAUGGGGAUGGAAAUGUCCUACAAGCGCAUGCCACAUAAGAAAUGGUACGUCAUCCUGGACGACGAUACCUUUGUGGUCAAGGAGUCGUUGGAGCUGCUGCUGAGCCACUUGGAUCCCUCCAAACCGCAGUAUGUGGGCAAUGCCGUCGGCGACUAUAAAGCGAGGUUUGCCCACGGAGGCUCUGCCGUCAUCAUCUCCGGCCAGGCAGUCAAGAUGCUCUUCCGUCGCCCCGACAUCGUCGCGGAAGCUUACGCCCGGUCAAUGGACGAGACAUGGGGCGAUCGACUGGUGGCGACCACUUUGCAGAAGAUUGGCGUGUACAUUGACGAGCGGUACAGUCACUAUUUCAACGGGGAGGGCCCCGACGGGACGCGGAUCCGCCCGGACCGCGCGUGCUCCCCGAUCGUAUCUUUCCACGGGCUGAGGAAGCCCGGCGACAUGGUCCGCGCCGGCAGGGUUCUGGGCAAGAUGAACAAGCCCUUGCGAUGGGGCGAUUUGUGGGAGCUGUUUGGCAAGAGUCCCGUGCAGUCCUACGCCGAGACGCGGCCCAGAUGGGGCGAUCACGUCGGCCCUGGCGGCGAGGAAGUCAGGGUCUGGAAGGGCCUGAGUAAAGCGGAGGACUGCCAGCGCAAGUGCAAAGGCUGGUGCUUGGCGUGGACGUACGACACGGAUACCCGCGAAUGUCGCGCGAGCCCCUGGUUCGUCGUCGGUUCCGAGAGCGUUCCUAGCACAAGACUGUCUGGGAUCAACUGGGCGGGAGCCGCGAGGUCAGCCUUCCGCAAGUGCUCGCUGGCGAGCUGA
Messenger RNA from Ustilaginoidea virens, 1371 nucleotides. RefSeq lists its product as uncharacterized. Gene Ontology annotation, molecular function: glycosyltransferase activity. Gene Ontology annotation, cellular component: membrane. The record is from RefSeq and is a predicted model, not a curated record. NCBI's taxonomy places the organism in Eukaryota, Fungi, Ascomycota, Sordariomycetes, Hypocreales, Clavicipitaceae. The coding region runs from base 1 to 1371 and encodes 456 amino acids. The transcript is spliced from 2 exons.